Purpureocillium takamizusanense is the source of this 381-nucleotide messenger RNA. RefSeq lists its product as uncharacterized. Lineage: Eukaryota; Fungi; Ascomycota; Sordariomycetes; Hypocreales; Ophiocordycipitaceae. The transcript has a single exon. The record is from RefSeq and is a predicted model, not a curated record. Bases 1 to 381 code for a protein of 126 amino acids.
AUGGUGAGAGACGAGGUCCAAGGGCAUCAACGUCUUCUCAGCAGAAGCAGCGCCUGCGAUGCUGCGAUGCUCAACUUCCUCCAGCAACACGCUCGCUAUACCAGCACGAAUGCAAUGAUGCAAUUGACCAAGGCAGUGAAGAGCGCACAGCCGUCGCCCGGGGGGUAUCAACGAAGCAAUGAAGGUUCGGGGAGGGAAAGGGAAGAGGAGCGCGUCGUCGUCGUCGGGGCUACCACCGUCAGCGGCGGACAGCGGGGGAGGGGUGAGCUGUUUUGGGCUGGCCUCUUUUGUCCAACGUCAAAGGUCUCGUCCCGGAUGCAUGUUCGGGGUGGGACGCAGGAACAAAACAAGGGUUCGGUUGGUGGUGGUGGUGCGUCGUGA